UACUUGUUGCGCAGCUGCUCUUUUUAGCAUCUUUUGUUUUUUUGCUGAUUCUGCAGUCAAAAGUCUUUUUUUUUUGAAACUUAGAUAUCCUCCUUUCUUUUUUAUUUAAAUAGAGAACAACUUUUAAAGACCAUCAAAAUCUUCAUUAUCAUGAAACUAGAACAUAGUAUGGAACAGUCAACUAUUGGAAGUUCAAGAAGGAGAGAUGAUGGAGACUUCAACUUAAGAGAAUGGACUCUUAAGGCCAAAUUUAGCAGAGAAAAUACCAAUUCAAGAAGAUUUUCAGCUUCUUAUAUUAGAAGUUUCAGAGAAGAUGCUAAGUCUUUUAGAUCAAACAUAUCUAUUUCAAGUACUGCUUCUUCCCCUGGCUACACCUUAAGAGAAGAAAUUGACCCUUCAACUUAUUCUUUUACCACAGCCCUUAAAGCAUUGAAGGCAAAAACAGUAAAUAGUUGGGAAUACAUGUCACCAGAUGGAUUGGCUCUAAAUUCCAAGUGGAAUGAAGCUGAGAAAUAUAUCUGUAAUCCAUUAUCAGGAGAAGUUCCAUUGGAAUGUCUAUCAGCAAAAACACUAAGUGGGAGAUCAUUUCGCCAAUUAACCAGCAAAAUCACCAUGUCUGCCUCUUUGAUUUAUCCUUCUCAAUUUCAGACUCGACAAUUCCAAACAAAACCUCCUAUAAAAGUAGUACCUCAUUUGUCUACACAUGAAAUUGAAGUACAAAUUCCAAGCAAAGAGAAGAAGAGUAGCAUUACUAGAGAUGUGGGAAUACAGAGCAGUAGUCCAGGUUACAUGAGUUCAAAGAGUCCAAGUCCUGCUCGUACUCCAUCCAUUGAGGAAAGAUCUACAAAACGCUGUCAAGCAGAUGCUGAUGAUUCACCUAUGACUACUCCUGAAUUAAAAUCUGAGAAAGUACUGGUGGAAGUGAAAGAAACAAGACGAGAAGAAGACACAAAAAGAAAUGGGGAGCAGGUGGAAGAGAUGAGAAAUACAAGUAAUAAUAAUUACAAAGGGAAGCAGAGCAGUAAGAGCAGGUACAGGGAAAUUGGUGCAGGGUGCUUGCCAUGGAGGAGUUUAUGUAUGAGAGAGAAAAAGCAUAAUAGUACUAGCUGUAAAUCAAUAAGGAAGAACAACAUUUUUCUUUGCCAUAUAAAUGGAUGUUAAAUGGAACAAUGUUAUGUCCUUGCUUUUGGAUAGAAAGAUUCUUUCUUUCCCUUUGAUCAGUAUAACUUUGUCUCUUCUCUCUUUC
Messenger RNA from Nicotiana attenuata, 1246 nucleotides. RefSeq lists its product as uncharacterized. Bases 151 to 1161 code for a protein of 336 amino acids. The transcript has 5 exons. NCBI's taxonomy places the organism in Eukaryota, Viridiplantae, Streptophyta, Magnoliopsida, Solanales, Solanaceae. The record is from RefSeq and is a predicted model, not a curated record.